Molecule: messenger RNA, 840 nt
Organism: Lactuca virosa
Lineage: Eukaryota; Viridiplantae; Streptophyta; Magnoliopsida; Asterales; Asteraceae
Source: the annotation of a GenBank genome assembly
AUGGUUGGCGGUUCUCGAGUUUGGGAUUGGAUGAGGAUGAUGCUUAAUUUUGUUGAUUUUCAUUCUGUGAAUUGGUGGGGGUAUUUUUGGAAUAAGUUUAUAUACAAAGGAAUUGACGAAUUGUGUUACUGGUUUGAGAGCUUGCUUUCAAAUCAUGUGACGUGUACCUGUGGGAUUUUCUGUUUGGAUAUGAUCUUAAUUGAGAUUAUUCAAAUGGAGAAUCCUAGACAUGUGAUUGAUGCCAUGUCUAGUAUGAAACUUGUUCUGAAUUUAUGGAGGGUUGGUGGUGGUUUUUUGUGGAUUGGCUUGUUUCUGGUGUGCAGGAAGUUUUUGCAAAGGAUGGAGUUGGUGUAUAUUAGCAUUCAAAUGGACUCUCUUUUGUUGAAGGCCAUGAGGAAGCUCUUCCUGUUUGAAGAGGAUAAGAGAAGUAAAAGAAAAAGGAGGAUCGAUGGGAGGAGAAGUGGCAGAAGGCUCUGGAUUGAGAGUUUGAUCGGGUUUUUAUAUAGUAGGGAUAAUAAUGAUAGAAUCAAAUGGUGGCCAAUUUAUUAUGAAGAGAAUGAAUGGAUUGGGAAAGUCCAACUUUCUAUCAGCAGUACAAUUGCAUCUGAUGAAACUACACACCUCAAGUUAUCAUCAGUUGGAUCAAGCAAUCCAUGGGAACUUAAUAUAGCCUCACCAAGUGAUGGUCGGCUUUACUGUAUCAGGGAAGGACAUUCUGGAACAACACAAAUUCCUCAUUUUGAUUGGACAGGACCAUUAAGGCCUUAUCCCAUAUCAAAAAAACAUGUAAUACCUGCAGGAAUUGAGCUACCUGAUUGGGCAGUUGAUGUAAGUCAUUAA